Messenger RNA from Ilex paraguariensis (yerba mate), 1801 nucleotides. NCBI's taxonomy places the organism in Eukaryota, Viridiplantae, Streptophyta, Magnoliopsida, Aquifoliales, Aquifoliaceae. The record is from the annotation of a GenBank genome assembly.
GAGAGAGAGAGAGAGAGAGAGAAGAGAAACAACCAUGGCGGCAACAGUAAGUGCAUGGGCCAAACCAGGCGCGUGGGCUCUCGAUUCUGAAGAACACGAAGAAGAAAUCCAACAACAAAAGCAAGACGAAACCGUCACCGGAAACAACCACGCCGACGGUGGUGACACGGCGGCGCUCUCCGACUUCCCAUCUCUCGCCAUCGGUGCGUCCACCAAAACGAAGAAAAAGAAGGCCCAAACCCUAUCUUUGCAAGAGUUCUCCACUUAUGGGUCCGUUAAGCCGGCUCAAUCGAGGCAAGCCGCCUCCAAGGGCCCCACCACCGAAGAUCUCAUGAUGCUUCCCACCGGUCCUCGUCAGCGAACCGCCGAGGAGCUCGACCGUUCCAGACUCGGCGGUGGAUUUAGAUCGUACGGUUCCAACGGUUACGGUUCGCAUGACAGGUCUUCUUCUGAUGAGUCGCGCAGACAGGGAGGGUUUAAUAGGGACUCAAACCGAGAAUUAGCGCCUUCCCGUGCCGAUGAGAUUGAUGAUUGGGGAAAGGGGAAGAAGUCACCUGUUGGUAAUGGAUUUGAAAGGAGAGAGAGAGGAUGGUUUUUCUCUGAUUCGCAGUCUAGGGCCGAUGAAUUGGAUAGUUGGGUAUCUGAUAAGACUGUUGUUCCAUCAGAGGGACGUAGAUUUGGCGCUACCGGUGGUGGCACGGCUUCGGAUAAUUGGGGAAAGAAGAAAGACGAGGAGGGACGGAGAUUUGGUAGUGGUAGUAGUGCGUUUGAUAGUCUCAGAGAGAGAAGAGGGGGUAAUGAGUCGGCAUUGAAUGCAGAUUCGGAUAAUUGGGGUAAGAAGAGAGAAGAAGGAAGUGGGGGUACAAGGCCAAGGCUGAAUUUGCAGCCACGGAGUUUGCCGGUGGGUGAGGGGCAACAAAAUGGGACGGGAAGUGUAGUGAAACCUAAGGGUUCGAGCCCUUUUGGAGAUGCGAAGCCUAGAGAGGAGGUUCUGAAGGAAAAGGGGAAAGACUGGAAGGAGAUUGAUGAAAAACUUGAGUCGAUGAAGACAAAGGAUGUGGGUUCGACAGAUGGACAGUCGUUUGGGCGGAGGACUUUCGGGAGUGGUAAUGACAGGAUUAGCUUGCCGGAAGAUAGGACCGAGAAGGGCUGGAGGAAGACGGAUUCAGUUGAUGUUCGUCCUCAAAGUGCUGAGAAAAUUGAAAAUGGACUUGUUGAAGAAGCUGAAGAUGCGGACCCACGCAUGCGAUGCUGAUGAUGUUAGAUUAAAGGCACAAGGAGCAGGUGGAUGGAAAACUGAAGGGUGUUGGAUCUGAGAUAUUUUCUCUCUUUUCUUCUGUGUUGUUGUCCUGAUUGGUGUUACUGAGAGGCUGAGCAUAAAAUGCAGUUUUGGUAGAUUUAGUAGAAGAACAAUAGCCUGAAUGGCUCAUUUCUAAUGGGUGUCAUAGUGUAGCAUUAUGUUUGUAAUACAUUAUUACUUUUGUUGUUUGUUUUUCGGAAAAUACUAUUUUGAGUUAAAAAUCUGACAUAAUUUGUUGACUUAAUGACGUGGUUUCAUUGGAAUCAUUGGAUUAACACCAAGUUUCAAUGUUUGAUGAAGCUAACAGUCAAUCUAAAGAUCAUAGUGAAUUAAGUCAACAAAUUAGGUCUCAAAGUAUUGUUCUUAUUUUUCUCUUCGAUUUUGCAAUAUUGUGAUGAACUUGAAGAAUAGAGCGGAUUCCAGAAGUUUUUUUUCCCAUUAGCAGUUAUUUGAGACGUUACUUAUCCUUGUAUUAUAAUUUUAAGUACCUUUUGUAUACCG